CAAGUGACGGUUGUUGCAUAGUUUUUUUUAUUUAGCGGCAAUUUACGAAGUGACAGUUUUGUUUGUUUUUAAUUAUUGUGAUGUGCAGUGCAUCGAUUCUAUGAAUUCAUCUAUCUAUUUUUAAUUGUAUUAUUCCAGAAAAUGUUCCAGUACGAAUAUGAAAAGCGGCCCACUCCAACCCCGUGCGACAGUAGCGCGACGACGCGCGACUUUUACGCGCGCCGGCCUCUCCCGCCGCGACCGGAGUGCGACAGAUUGCCUGCUAAACCUAGCGUACCUCUUAAAGUGUGGAUAAUAGCCAGUGCAUCAUGCUUCGCGGUGUGCGCUGUGUUAGUGCUCGCUACGGUCGUGGUCAUUCGCUGGGGCACCACGGAGACAUAUACCGCUAGAGAGAUAUAUGCUGAAGCACCGGAGCCGAUAUUCUCUUUCCCAUACCCACAGCAACGACCAGACAAAACAACAACAGAAACCGCGUCCCAGGAAAUAGACAACGAAAUACAAUUCCCGAUUCUAGAAAAACUUUCGAUAUUCAAAAACAUAGUCGCAAAUAGGGAUAGAAAGAAUGACAAUCUCGCUUCAAAACCUCAGUUACAUCCCCUCCACGAUACAUCCUUACACCAUCCGGAUAGAAAAAUAGAAAAAAAAGACAAACCAAAACUGCCCAUAGACAUCAAAGAUACAAAAAUACCAGACUUCAAACCGACCCUACCAGAUAUCUUUACGACUAGACAAAUAAAACUAUCCGACGGCUAUAUCACUGAUUUACAACACAAUGAAUACGAAGAUUACUACAAUGAUGAGAACCUAUACGAUGACUAUAUGCAAAGUAACACAAUGACCAGUUAUUUAAUAGAAAAAGUUCAAGAGCUACACGAAUGGAUCACAACUGAUCCCACUUUUGAAGUGAGUAAGAAGAAGGACGCUAAUAAUUUCGGACAAGUGUUAAAAGCGUUAAAUGAGAGCUUAAUCGAGGGUAAUGUGACGAUAAUAAUGAGUAAACUAAGGGAUAUUUAUUAUGGGGAUAACUAUACUGUGGCUAAUAGUAGUAGGAAGAUAAUAUUGACAAAUAGUACCAAUUUAUUGUCGUUCGGAAUACUGACGAUGGAUGUUAUGCUGUUACAUAAUAUUCAGCUCAUGGCUUGGGAGAAUCAAGAAGGUGCACGCAACAAAAUGCUCAAAGAUCCAGAUGUGUUCGCGUUCAACGCUCUAUUCAUGGAACCCAGCAAGGUGGAAUCGAAACGGAAAGAAGUGUACCAUCACUAUGAGAAUGGUGUUUUUUCAAAACGCCAAAACCUCCGGCAAGACCCAAUAGAUGAGUUUAGUAUGGGAAAGAAUCUUCUAGAAAAUGUAUUGGAAAUUGGCAUGAGCACAGCCAGGGCUGCCAUACACUUGGGAAAAGCUUAUAAAAAUACAAAGAACCUCCUAAACCAACUGUCAAACAGAGAAGCAAUAAACGCAAACAUACAAAACCAAUUAUCCCGCAACAUAGAUGGCAACACUCACGCGCUACAUCACUUGCAAACGUCAUACAAUGACAGUUCGAGUGUUGCUAGUGAUAUAUACACGGAUUUGGACUGUGUGUGGAUUUUGUAUUGUAAGAACUUAGUUGUGACUGCGAAGUUGAACCCGCCGUAUGGGACUAUGGCUAGGAUUAAUGGGUUAGCACUAAGAAUGUUAGCUGGUGACUUAGCAGCAGACAGAGCGUUAGACACAAUGUUGUACGAAGUUCUGACUGGCUGGACCGAGCUCAGAUGUAAUGAUAUGUUUCCCAAAUGCAGUAAAGCGAACGCUGCCGCCAUUGUUCUAGACUCAAUUAUACAACCAUUAAAAAAGUCACAGAAAACUUCAACAUAAUAAAUAAUAAUUGAUAGUAUUAUUUAAUAAAUAGUGUACACUAUACUCAAGAUUUUCAUAAAUUAGGGUGCUUUUUCAUCAAUAAUG
Molecule: messenger RNA, 1941 nt
Organism: Colias croceus (clouded yellow)
Lineage: Eukaryota; Metazoa; Arthropoda; Insecta; Lepidoptera; Pieridae
Exons: 9
Coding region: 142-1854 (570 amino acids)
Source: RefSeq, a predicted model, not a curated record